Molecule: messenger RNA, 495 nt
Organism: Esox lucius (northern pike)
Lineage: Eukaryota; Metazoa; Chordata; Actinopteri; Esociformes; Esocidae
Product: proteasome subunit beta type-8-like
Exons: 3
Coding region: 30-389 (119 amino acids)
Cellular component (GO): proteasome core complex
Molecular function (GO): threonine-type endopeptidase activity
Source: RefSeq, a predicted model, not a curated record
UGUCUGCUGGCUCUAAGCUUCUUGCCAACAUGGUGGUCAACUACAGAGGGAUGGGUCUCUCCAUGGGCACAAUGAUAUGUGGCUGUGAUAAAAAGGGUCCUGGGCUGUAUUAUGUUGACGAUAAUGGCAUGAGACUGUGUGGAAACAUGUUCUCCACUGGGUCUGGUAACAGCUAUGCAUAUGGUGUGAUGGACAGUGGCUACAGAUAUGACCUGUCUGUUCCAGAGGCCUAUGAUUUGGCUCAGAGGGCCAUCUUUCAUGCUACACACAGAGAUGCUUACUCCGGGGGAACAGUUAACAUGUAUCACAUGAAAGAGACUGGUUGGGUCAAAGUUUCUCAAGAGGAUGUUGGUGACCUGUACCACCGCUUUAACAAUGAGAACAAGUGAACCUGGACACUUUUAACCACAUUUACAGUCACAUCAAUAACAUGCAUUAAUUCAAAUAAGUCAAAUAAUUAUGAAAAUAAAUAAGAUUCAUGGUUUUUCAUUAAUA